Messenger RNA from Orycteropus afer afer, 1056 nucleotides. NCBI's taxonomy places the organism in Eukaryota, Metazoa, Chordata, Mammalia, Tubulidentata, Orycteropodidae. The record is from RefSeq and is a predicted model, not a curated record.
AUGACAUUCCGAGAUGUGUGUAUUGAUUUCUCCCUGGAGGAAUGGACAUUCCUGAACCCUGCUCAGAGAGAUUUGUACAGGGCUGUGAUGAUGGAGAACUAUCGGAACCUGGUCUCACUGGGACAAGCGCGCUACCAGUGUCUGGAUUGUGGGAAACAUUUUAAACGUCGCUCAGCUCUCGUUCAGCAUCAGAGAAUCCAUACGGGAGAGAGGCCUUAUAAGUGUAACGAAUGUAGUAAGUCCUUCAAUCAGAGGGCACACCUCAGUCAGCAUGAGAGAAUUCACACAGGUGAGAAACCCUAUGAAUGUAAAGAAUGUAGGAAAACCUUCAGCCAGAUGACACACCUCACUCAGCAUCAGAGCACUCAUACGAGAGAAAAGUGCCAUGAGUGCAGCGAAUGUGGGAAAACCUUCAGCCGUUCUUCAUCCCUGACGGAUCACCAGCGAAUUCAUACUGGAGAAAAACCCUAUGAGUGCAAGGAAUGUGGCCGAGCCUUCACUCAAAAUGCACAGCUCAUUAGACAUCGGAAAAUUCACUCUGGAGAAAAACCCCAUGACUGUAGUAAGUGUAAGAAAUCCUUUCUACGGCUCUCUUCCCUGAUUGAACAUCAGAGAAUUCACACUGGAGAAAAACCUUAUCAGUGUAAGGAAUGUGGGAAGAUCUUUACCCAGUGCACACAACUUACUCAACACAAGAGAAUUCAUACUGGUGAGAAGCCCUAUGAAUGUAAGGAAUGUGGAAAAGCCUUUUCCUGCAGAUACGGUUUAAUUGUUCACAGGAGGAGUCAUACAGGAGAAAGGCCAUAUGAAUGUCCUGCCUGUGGGAAAACCUUCAGUACCUGUUCUUCCCUUGUUACUCAUAAGAGAACACAUAGUGGAGAGAAACCUUAUAAAUGCUAUGCAUGUGAGAAGACUUUUAACACAUCUUCAUCACUUAGCCAACAUAAGAGGAUUCAUACCGGUGAAAAACCAUUUGAUUGCAAUAAAUGUGGGAAGUCCUUUCGGUGCAGGUCACACCUUACACGACAUCAGCAAAGUCGUGCUGGAAGAUGUUAA